Molecule: messenger RNA, 525 nt
Organism: Ostrea edulis (European flat oyster)
Lineage: Eukaryota; Metazoa; Mollusca; Bivalvia; Ostreida; Ostreidae
Product: tRNA-specific adenosine deaminase 2-like
Exons: 1
Coding region: 1-525 (174 amino acids)
Biological process (GO): tRNA wobble adenosine to inosine editing
Cellular component (GO): nucleus; cytoplasm
Molecular function (GO): tRNA-specific adenosine-34 deaminase activity; zinc ion binding
Source: RefSeq, a predicted model, not a curated record
AUGGAUGAUGCUCAGCAAAACUGGAUGGUAAAAUCCUUUAACUUUGCUGAAGAGGCUUUAGAAGCUGGUGAGGUUCCGGUGGGGUGUAUAAUGGUGUAUAAUGAUGAAAUCAUAGCCGUAGGAAGAAAUGAAGUGAAUGAAACAAAAAAUGCUACUCGUCAUGCUGAAAUAGUAGCCAUUGACCAAGUGUUGAAGUGGAGCAAAGCUCAUGAGAUACACUCUGCAGAUGUAUUUCAUAAGACUGUUUUGUAUGUUACUGUAGAACCAUGCAUUAUGUGUGCAGGUGCCCUGAGACAAGUGGGGAUUCCCCUGGUUAUAUUUGGAUGUUAUAAUGACAGGUUCGGUGGCUGUGGAUCUAUUCUGUCUGUGCACGAUGCCAACAUCACCAGUCUAGGUCCUUCUUUUCAGUCCGUGGGUGGCAUAAUGAAAGACAGAGCUGUUGAGUUGCUAAAGAAGUUUUAUCAAGGAGAGAAUCCCAAUGCUCCUGAGGAAAAAAGAAAGUCAAAGAAAGAGGAAUCCAACUAA